Molecule: messenger RNA, 1190 nt
Organism: Rubroshorea leprosula
Lineage: Eukaryota; Viridiplantae; Streptophyta; Magnoliopsida; Malvales; Dipterocarpaceae
Source: the annotation of a GenBank genome assembly
CUCUCCAAAACAAACACACACAGAUUUGCCCAUUGAUGGAUUAAGUGGAGAUUGCUUUAGUUUUUUCGUGAGCCUCCAUGCUUUCUUCCACUCAUUAGUUUUAGCUGCUGUUGUUGCUGCUUCUUCAUCAAAACAAACCCAGAUCUGGGUUUUUCAAAACCAAAUCUGGGUUUGUCUCAAGCCCCAAUUUGGGUUUGAGACAAACCCAGAUCGGGGCUUGAGACUGCAUUUCUCCAUCCACCUCCGUUUCUUUCCUCACUCGCCAUUUCUCCUUUGAAUCGACGGAUACUAUUGUGAAGAAGAGCUUGAAGCCUGGCGUCAUGGCCCCCGCACGACUCUGCAACAGCAAUGGCUGGUUUGCGCUGUCGCAGGCUCGCUAUAGGCUUGGCCGCGUCGAGAUCGGUUCUGUCAACUCCGACUUCGGCAGCUCCUGCUCCGGCAGUAACAUGCGUCGGGAUCUAACUGGUUUCUGGGAUCUACCUGGUUUCUGGGAUCUACCUGGUUUCUGCGAUCUACCUGGUUUCUACGAUCUACCUGGUUUCUGGGAUCUACCUGGCUCUGUGGUUUACAAUCUCUUGGGCUUUCGCCUCUAACGAGCUAGCCACUGAUGCGAGCUUCAUUUUUGUUCUAGUUUUUUGAACUCUUGUGGUUUAUGUUCUAUUUUUUCAAACUCAUGGUUUUUGUUCUGUUUUUUCAAACUCUGGUGGUUGAUUUUUGGUUCUGAUGUUGCUAUUUUUUUUUGUCUUGAUGGAACUAGAACUAGAAUUUGUUGUUCUCUUUAAACCAGUGCUCGCUGGUUUCUGUGUUGAUUUCGCCGGCAUUUAGGUUUUGGUUUGCUGCAUAUUGAGUCUCCGGUGAUUCGAUACUGUUUCUUUUUGAUUUAUUUGCAUCCAUGUGAGUUGACUUGGUUUGAUGAAAUUCGAAUAUGUAUCUGAGGUUUUUUUUAGACUGUGAUUUAAUUUCUCUUUGUUGCGUUUCAAUGGUGUCAGAGGAGUCAUUUGGGUUUGAGAAAAACUCAUAUCUGGGUUUGAUUUGGAGAGGAAGAGGAAGGGACAAGAGAGAGAGAAAGUGAAAGAGGAAGAAGAGAUGACAUGGAAGUUUUAUUGUUAGAUUGUGAUUUAGUUUCUCUUUUGUUGCGUUUUAGUGGUAUCGAAGGAGUUAUCUGAGUUUAAGAAAAACCCAGAUCUGGG